Molecule: messenger RNA, 1085 nt
Organism: Periconia digitata
Lineage: Eukaryota; Fungi; Ascomycota; Dothideomycetes; Pleosporales; Periconiaceae
Source: the annotation of a GenBank genome assembly
UCCACGGAACUCAUGCUAAAUCAAGAGCAGGGGGAGUGCAGUGACAACAGAGCAGACGAUUUACUUCUGCGCAACUCAAGUUGGUUUAAAGUCACAAAUCACACCUAUCGAUUCCCUUUCAAUACUAUCCUGCCUGAGCUUCCCCCACCAAUGCAUCACCCUACUACCCUGAAUGUUCCUCCGUCUCCCACAUACAACAUUCACACACACACACACACACACACACUCUCUCUCUCUCUCUCUCCCUCCCCCCUUUUCUUCUAUCAAUACCGCGGGAAAUUACCAUCCGAAUGCUCCUCAUUGGCACAAGUAACUGUCAUAUUCUCCUCUCCACUACCACCGCAAUCACCACACUGCGUUGUGUCGUAGUUGGACACGGCUGGUUCGCAAAAGCAGUUCCACGACUGGCGCGCCUCGUCGUCCAUUUCGAGGGGUCGAGAACAUAUGGCGCAUACGCAGCCCAAGCCUUCGCAGCCGCCGCACCGCUGGGUGACGGUGUAGCUUUUGGUGUAGUCGAGUCUCCGGUCACACAUAGGGCAACUGUGGAUCAUUUUGGCGGCGGCUUUAGCACAGAUGGAGGUUGUUUUAUUGUACGUCUUGUGAAGAGAGAUGGGUAUGGGUAGAAAGAGCCGUGAUGAUAGAGGUAGUCUGGAGUGUCUCCCACGAACGAACGAGCAAACAAGAGACAGAGAAACAACAGCGGAAUAUAUACCUUUUCUUCUUUCCCCUCCACCCUAUCCAGCCCCGGCACUUACAAGAAAAUGCCGCUCAGCCAUGCGCUAUACCAUUUUCGGCAGGUUGCAGCAAGGCUGAGGAUUCUCAGAAUUACCUUAAACAGACGUGCGAUACGACACAUCAGCUAGGGAUAACAGGAAAGUCGCUGCCUAAUUCAAGUCGCAGCAAGGCUGAGCGCGAAGUGUCCUAAUUAUUGUUGCCUACCUGCGCUCUUUAGGCGACUAGCUUCCUGGUCUUCCAUUACUCGUACAAAGAGGGUGGUAAUAUACGAAGUACGGGUACUUAGAACUGCAUUCCUGGGUAGAAUACUGGUGGAUCAGUGCUCGCGAUGCGAUAAUACUCCUUCUGUU